AUAAUCUCUUGCCUUUUUUGCUCUUUUUAUUUAUUGCUUGUUGCCACAGAAGAAGAUGAUCAAUAAAAUGGCUAGCUUGAGAAGAGCCCUGGUUACCGUCCACCGUAUCCUCAACUCCACCACCACAACCAAUCACAUCUCAGUUACAUCCCCUUUAAGGUCUCAAUAUGGGCUGUUUUCACGUUAUUCAACGUUAAACAAAAAUGAUAAUAAAAAACCAUCAUUGGAUUUUGACCUAUCUAAUGAAGAAAGCAAAAGGAGAUUAUGUAACAGGCUGUUGUAUAGGAGCAGACAAAGAGGGUUUUUGGAGCUGGAUUUGGUUUUGGGGAAAUGGGUAGAAGAGCAUAUUUAUUCUAUGGAUGAAAAUGGUGUUAAAGCUCUAAUUGAUGUUCUUGAUUUGGAAAAUCCAGAUCUUUGGAAAUGGUUAACUGGACAGGAGCAACCCCCUGAAGCAGUGAGCAUAAAUCCUGUAUUCUCUGCUGUGCGUGACAAGAUCAUGAACAAUCUCAGCAGCCAUGCUGCCCCCGAGACACGGGCAAUACCUGGACAGCCAUGGGUAAGAGGAUGGGAUGAUAUCAAGAAAAGCGCUGGCAGCCCAGUGGCUGGAAACCAGUAGCACUACUACUACCAGGAAGCUAUAUAGACUGUUCAUUUGAGCUUUUUGACGAGUCAUAAUGUAUUAACGUGUGCUCUUCUGAAUACCUUAAUUGUUGUUAUUUCUUCUCAUGACUAGCAAAAUAAAAAAGGACCGUUGGCUGUUAAUAAAAGUGGAGCUGUAUUUGCAGGCCUUGCAUUUCA
Molecule: messenger RNA, 798 nt
Organism: Populus nigra (black poplar)
Lineage: Eukaryota; Viridiplantae; Streptophyta; Magnoliopsida; Malpighiales; Salicaceae
Product: succinate dehydrogenase assembly factor 2, mitochondrial
Exons: 5
Coding region: 56-616 (186 amino acids)
Biological process (GO): tricarboxylic acid cycle; mitochondrial electron transport, succinate to ubiquinone; protein-FAD linkage
Cellular component (GO): mitochondrion
Source: RefSeq, a predicted model, not a curated record